Messenger RNA from Odontomachus brunneus, 551 nucleotides. RefSeq names its product fatty acyl-CoA reductase wat-like. The transcript is spliced from 3 exons. The coding region runs from base 16 to 498 and encodes 160 amino acids. The record is from RefSeq and is a predicted model, not a curated record. NCBI's taxonomy places the organism in Eukaryota, Metazoa, Arthropoda, Insecta, Hymenoptera, Formicidae.
AAACACUGUUAUUGGAUGCCAACUAUUACGUUAGUAAUAAAAUUAUACGUCAGCAAUAAAAUUAUAUACACAAUAUGCAUUUGGUUCGGACACCUGUUACCCGCAAUAUUCAUUGAAAUUUUUCAAAAAUGCAUAGGUGCUCCGCAAAGCAUAUGGAAAUUGUAUGGUAAAAUUCACAAAUUCAAUAACAUGAUCAGUUACUUUAUGAUGAACAACUGGACUCAUACAAAUGACAACAUUCAGGCGAUCUGGCGACGCAUGAAUAAAAAUGAUCAGUUUUUAUUCGACUUUAACAUGAAAGGUUUCGAUUGGUCGAAAUAUUUGGAAGAUCAUUUCAGAGGUAUGCGUCUUUAUCUGCUUAAGGAUGAUUUGAGCACUUUGGAAGUCAGUCGUAUCAAAUGGAAAAGAUUGUAUUGGAUACAUCAAGUGACUAAGAUCGUGCUUACAUUCAUCGUCUUCAUGUUGGUCUGGAAGCUAUUUACAGAAAUAUUUUUGUAAUCUAGAUUUUACAGAAAUAUUUACAGAGCUAUUUACAGAAAUUUUUUUGUAAU